GAGAUUAGAGGCAGCAGUAAUCUGUUUCAGGACCAUGGCCAGAGACAACGUUUGGAUAUGAAUCUUGUCGAAAGUUGCCAACGACUCUCUGUGAACCUUUACGGACACCAAACAGAGUGACGAAGUUUGUUUGGACAGGGUAUCCGGAAAAGUGGGGAAGAACAUGCAUAUUCGACUGGUUUUAUAUAAAGGGACUUGAAGGAGGCUCAGUCAAAUCUCUGGACAGUCUGUCGCUGAUUACGAGUCUCGUUUCACAUGAAAGCGUGAGUUACGAAAGCUGGUGACCCAACCAAAUCGGUUCUUUUAAUGUGAGUAAGAAGCAAGAAGCCGGGAAGCAGAGGAGAAAGGCUGUGCGCUCAGUCGGGAGCGCGCAAAGACUGCACAUUGGUCCGGUCCUGGAGACGUGAGGAUGGAGGUCCGGCCGGACAGGUUUAAGGCCGUGGCAGCCAAAACUCUUGGGAAAAUAUACGGAGCUAUCGAGAAGAAACAGGAAAAUGGCGAGACCAUCGAGCUGUCAGCAGAGGGCCGGCCAGAGCUGGUGGAGGAGAAGGAGAUGCCUGUGGUGGACUGCACGUGCUUCGGUCUGCCCAGGCGCUACAUCAUCGCAAUCCUCUCUGGCAUUGGUUUCUGCAUCUCCUUCGGUAUCCGGUGUAACUUGGGCGUGGCUAUCGUCAGCAUGGUCAACAGCCACACCAUCUUCAAAGACAACAAGGAGGUUAUAGUGAAAGCACAGUUUGACUGGGAUCCUGAAACGGUGGGAAUGAUCCACGGUUCAUUCUUCUGGGGAUACAUUGUAACUCAAAUCCCAGGAGGGUUCAUUUGUCAAAAGUUUGCAGCAAACAGGGUGUUUGGCUUUGCUAUAGUGGCAACAUCUUUCCUGAACAUGCUCAUUCCUACAGCAGCUCGUAUGCACUUUGGCUGCGUUAUCAUUGUCAGGAUCUUUCAAGGACUUGUGGAGGGAGUUUCAUACCCGGCAUGUCAUGGUAUUUGGGCCAAAUGGGCACCACCUCUUGAAAGAAGUCGCCUGGCAACAACAGCCUUUUGUGGUUCUUACGCUGGUGCUGUGAUUGCCAUGCCAUUAGCUGGAAUCCUAGUCCAGUACUCAGGAUGGUCAUCUGUCUUCUAUGUGUAUGGAAGUUUUGGUGUUAUGUGGUAUUGCUUUUGGAUCCUGGUCUCAUAUGAAAGUCCGGCAGCUCACCCCACCAUCACCGAGGAGGAGAAGAAAUACAUUGAGGAAAGCAUUGGCGAGUCAGCCCAAUUUACAGUAACGAAAUUCAACACACCGUGGAGGGCCUUCUUUACCUCCAUGCCAGUGUAUGCCAUCAUUGUAGCCAACUUCUGCCGAAGCUGGACUUUCUACUUGCUCCUCAUCAGCCAGCCUGCUUACUUUGAGGAGGUCUUUGGGUUUGAAAUUAGCAAGGUGGGGAUAUUGUCUGCUCUUCCUCAUCUGGUUAUGACCAUCAUUGUGCCCAUUGGUGGCCAGAUUGCUGACUAUUUGCGAUGCAACCACAUCAUGACCACCACGAAUGUCAGGAAGCUAAUGAACUGUGGAGGGUUUGGGAUGGAGGCUACCUUGCUGCUGGUAGUUGGUUUUUCACACACAAAAGGCAUUGCCAUUACAUUCCUGGUCCUGGCUGUGGGUUUCUCUGGUUUCGCCAUUUCAGGUUUCAAUGUCAACCACCUGGACAUUGCACCGCGGUAUGCUAGUAUCCUCAUGGGUAUCUCCAACGGCGUAGGCACCUUGUCUGGGAUGGUCUGCCCACUUAUAGUCGGUGCCAUGACAAAGCAUAAGACACGAGAAGAGUGGCAGGGCGUGUUUCUUAUUGCCUCACUCGUUCAUUAUGGAGGUGUUAUGUUCUAUGGUAUUUUUGCAUCUGGAGAGAAACAACCUUGGGCAGAGCCAGAGCAGCUGAGUGACGAGAAAUGCGGGAUCCUGGACGAGGACGAGCUUGCAAAUGAGACGGAAGAACUGUAUCGCACAAGCGGUGGAGCGGGCUACGGAGCCACGAACCAGGCAUCGGAUCCCAACGGAGGGGGCAUGGCUGGGGGAGGAGGAGGAGGCUGGGUGUCAGACUGGGACAAAACUGAGGAGUAUGUCCAACCAGCUGGAACCAAUAAUUAUCUUUACGGAGGAGAGGGCGACCGAGAGUUAUAACGUAAAGCCAGCAGACACAGUUUAUCAGCAAUGUGGAAUUUCAUUCAAUGGCAUUAAAAAACUGGUGGGAAUGUGGGAAUGGA
Neolamprologus brichardi is the source of this 2238-nucleotide messenger RNA. It is a transcript of the gene slc17a7b, whose product is annotated as solute carrier family 17 member 7b. The record is from RefSeq and is a predicted model, not a curated record. Gene Ontology annotation, biological process: transmembrane transport; regulation of synapse structure or activity; neurotransmitter loading into synaptic vesicle. Gene Ontology annotation, cellular component: excitatory synapse; synaptic vesicle membrane. NCBI's taxonomy places the organism in Eukaryota, Metazoa, Chordata, Actinopteri, Cichliformes, Cichlidae. Gene Ontology annotation, molecular function: neurotransmitter transmembrane transporter activity; L-glutamate transmembrane transporter activity.